Notolabrus celidotus (New Zealand spotty) is the source of this 3182-nucleotide messenger RNA. RefSeq names its product activin A receptor like type 1 (gene acvrl1). The coding region runs from base 712 to 2208 and encodes 498 amino acids. Gene Ontology annotation, biological process: BMP signaling pathway; heart development; dorsal/ventral pattern formation. Gene Ontology annotation, molecular function: SMAD binding; transforming growth factor beta receptor activity, type I; ATP binding. The record is from RefSeq and is a predicted model, not a curated record. Lineage: Eukaryota; Metazoa; Chordata; Actinopteri; Labriformes; Labridae. The transcript is spliced from 10 exons. Gene Ontology annotation, cellular component: BMP receptor complex; plasma membrane.
GUUUGGCGAGCAACAGGAAAACCGCUAUGAGAACACAUUCCGGGCUGAGCAGGCUGACUCUGUACGGGACAAUAAGGGGUGGGACAAAACUGUAUACUAUUUUAAAAAAAGUGUAAUCUUGCCUUGAAAUCAGGACUAUGGACAACAAGAAAAACGUGUCCUUACUUAAUGAGAGAGGACUAGCAGUAAGCCUUUACUUGUGAAGCGGAGGGAGUCUGGUCUGGUUCCAAACCCACGACGAUGGUUCGUGUUGUCGGUUUAUCAGCGCAGAUUUGGACCAAGAUGAGAUAGGCUACAGCCCGCUGUUUGUCGUCCUCCUGCCAGAAGAGCUGUCUGAUGUUUCUUUUGACAUAUUUCUCAACUUCUCUCUUCAUUCUGAGACCAGUUUUAUCAAACGAGACAGCAGUUUUAUGUUUUUAAAGCAGAGGAAAACUGCGGAGGAACUUCUUUUUCUUUUUCCUAGAAACGGGGGUCGAUCGUGACCGAAGCAGGAAAGGAUGUGAGCUCUCUGUGGAUGAAACAUCUGCAGCUGAGUCGUUCAGACGAAAAGAAAGGUGAUUUGCUCCAAUUCAGAAAUGAAACCAGACGUGUUUUAACCUUUCUCCUACUUAUAAAACACUUCGGCUUCGGUGGGACGAUUCAAGCUCACUUUCAUGUGGGAGACGUGCGGCGUUUGCGUCUGUCAAGUUAAAAGGCGAGCAGAAAACAGAGAUGGGAAACUCUGCUCUGCUUACAGUGGUGCUUGUUGGGGCGCUUCUGUGGAUCUCUGCUGUCCACACAGACUCCAUAGACGAUGAGAAGCUACUGUGCACAUGCGAGAAUGAAAAAGGAACGUGCGUGAAUGGAACUUGCCGAGAUGACAUCUGCUUCUACUCCUGGGUGCAAGGCUAUGAGGAGAGGGGCUGUUUCCCCAAUGCUAACUACAGGGAGCAGUGUUUUACCAGCUUUGACCGCUUCUUUAUUCACUGCUGCAGAGUGAAUCUGUGCAACGUUGACACCACACCACCUCCAAACAUCAAUGGAGAGUCAACAACACCACCUCCAGAUGUCAGUCGUCCGGAGCUGUGGAUCACAGUGUCUCUACUGCUGCUAAUCAUGACUGCCAGUGUAUGUGGCCUGGUGCUGUUCCUGCACUGCAGACGGAAAAAUCCCAAAGACCAUGAAGCCCCCAUGGUCAAGGUUCCUAAUGGGGAUGACCCAACAUACGAUGAUAUCUUUGAGGAGUUUUGUACAUCAGGGAGUGGCACAGGGCUGCCAUAUCUGGUCCAAAGAACUAUGGCCAGACAAAUCUCACUUGUCGCAUGUGUUGGUAAAGGCAGGUAUGGAGAGGUGUGGAGGGGAACCUGGAUGGGGGAAAGUGUGGCUGUCAAGAUCUUCUCCUCACGGGACGAGCAGUCCUGGUUCAGAGAGACCGAGAUAUACAACACUGUACAGCUUAGACAUGACAACAUACUGGGUUUCAUAGCUUCUGACAUGACAUCCAAGAAUUCCAGCACCCAGCUUUGGCUCGUCACCCACUUCCAUGAGCUGGGUUCCCUGUAUGACUUUCUGCAGUACAGCAGCCUGGAGCCUGAGAGCUGCCUGAAGAUGUGCCUGUCGGUGGCCUGUGGCCUAGUCCACCUCCACACUGAGAUUGUCAGCUCCCAGGAAAAGCCAGCUAUAGCCCACAGAGACCUGAAGAGCCGAAACAUUCUGGUAAAGCGCAACGGACAGUGCUGCAUCGCUGACCUAGGUUUGGCUGUGAUACACUCUCAGUCCCAUGACUACCUUGAUGUCGGCAACAACCCUCGGGUGGGGACUAAGCGCUACAUGGCCCCUGAGGUGUUGGAUGAGACCAUUCGUAUGGACGUCUUUGAGUCUUACAAGCAAACUGACAUCUGGGCUCUGGGCCUAGUCUUCUGGGAAAUAACCCGUCGGACCAAUGUCAAUGGGAUUGUGGAAGAAUACCGUCCUCCCUUCUUCGACCUGGUGCCCUUGGAUCCCAGCUUUGAAGAGAUGAAGAAGGUGGUGUGUGUGGAUCAGCAGAGGCCCUGUCUGCACAACCGGCUCCAUUCCCACCCUAUCCUGUCAGCUAUUGUGAAGAUCAUGAAGGAGUGUUGGUACCAGAGCCCACCAGCUCGCCUCACCGCCCUGCGCGUGAGGAAGACUCUCUCCAAACUGGAACCUGAAAGUGACUUCAGCAUCGAGAAACUCAAGCGAGACAUUUAGAGAAGAGUGCCAGGAUGAAACAGGGACACAAAAUCCAAAAAAGAAAAAAAAGGGUCCAGAAGGAUAAAUCACCACAUUCCAACAGCACGGGGUGCAUAUGAUUAGCAUAUAUUGAGCUAAUGACUCACACAGUUACUGCUCUGGAUUAAAACCAUAUGACUCCAAGCAGUAGCGUCUAGACUGGAUCACACCUGAGGCCAUUUUUUUGAACGUAGCCCCAUUUUCAUCUUCCUUGCAACUGGUGCCUUUAAUCAAGAGGCCCUUAUACGGAAAACAUUAAGACCCCGGAUCUGUGUCAGUCUGUUUCUCUUGUAGUUACUGUGCAGAAUUUGAAGGUUUUAGAAAUUUCUUCCGCAGAAUAAUUGCAUGAACAAAUUCCAGGUUAUUCUGCACACACAGGGCUUCAUUCAUUAUUGUCUGAGUCUCCUUUGUUUGUAACAGAGAGGGGGACCUGGCAGAGCACAAUAGUUGAGUGUCUUAUUAUGUAAGUCUGCCUUUUCCCUGAAAUACAGCAGAAUUGCACAUAUGGGUUUUUACCACAAUGACCAAAGGCACAAAAUCAUAGAGAACACAAAAGAAAUCCCUUAUGAAUACAGGAAAUAUGUAUAUAGUUACAUGCUCACACCAAAGCACAUUAUCUGUUGUGUAAGCAUAUUUAACUCAAAUACAAUGAUUAUCUGUUACCUGCGCGUGGACACAUUGAGCUACUUAGUUGUACAUAUUGUAACAGUAUUGAAGUUGCUGUCUGUUAUCACCCAUGGGUUUACUGUAUAUCUAUUUUAAAAAGGGUAUUAUUUUCUUUAUCCAAGUGGACACAUUUUAUACACUUUUUUAAGACACAGCUUUUUCAAAUUAUUUUUUUACAUAUCUGUAGGCCUAAAAUGUACCGUCACCAUUAUAAAGGUCAGUAAGGAAAUUCACAAGCAGACAUGUAAGAUUGUAUAUGUUGAAUAAACAACAAUGUUUUUCAUGUA